CUUGGGCUCAGGUGAUCCUCCCACCUUGGCCUCCCAAAGUGUUGGGAUUAUAGGCAUGAGCCACCAUGUCCAGCCUUUUCUUCUGUAUCUUGUGUCCAUUCCCCAGAGCGAUACUGUGUAUCCUUGAACAGACGGUUUCUUGAAGUCAGAGUCUAUAUCCUCUGUCGCUUCUCCCCUUUCAUUAUCUAUGGCUGAGGUUGUGGUUUAUAUGCUUAGAGUUGAAAGCAUGGGGUCCAAUGUGUUCUGUACUCUGUAGUUCCCCAGACUGUCCAGGGAAACUACUUAGCUCUCAGGUGGUUCUUUUCUGUUUUUCUCAGAGUGAGUUAUCUAAUAACUGAAGAGGACUCUGCCCUUUGGCCUGUUCCUGACUUUCUAACUCCUUUUGCUGGAGGAAGGGGAGGUGGGGGGGUGGAGGGUGCCCUGUGGUGUGAAAGCCCCACUUGCCCUCUCCUCUAUACUUUCUUCCAAUGCAGACGGGAGAAAGUAUCAUAUAAAUGUAGUGACUGUGGGUCAGGGGAGCUCUGAGGGGCCAGCACGGGAAAUGAGAGACAAAAUGAGUGAGUUGGUAGGUGGCGAUUAGAGGCACCCUGCUGAGGGUGCAAGGCCAAAGGUGAUGCCUCCUCAGUAGGCCCAGGAGCAUCGAAACGGGAACAGUCCCUUUCAGCCUUCAGGAGCCUCCCAAAUGUCACUUAGUGACAUCCCAUUCACCUGCUUAAAGGCCCUGCAUCCUGCCAGGUAGUUGGUUUGUCCAUAGCAUCCUGAGCUCUGCCUGGGUGAUCCAGACAAAAAGAAUGAUCCCUGGCCAAAGUAGUGAUACCAGGGCCCAGACAGAGGCAGAGAGCUGGGGUAGGGAGCUGAGGAGGAGACCAUGGAGCCAGGGGAAUUAUUGAAGUGAGGGACAAUUUCUGGAGGAGGGAAACUGAGUAAGGGGAAGGCCUGGCCAAGGACUGAGAAGGGGACAGUAUCCUGAUCUAUGAAAGAAGACUCAAGUGGGGAUUGACAGAGCCAGAUUGGGUGGAGUCCAAGCUUUGGGCAGGUGAGUGUCCAGGAGAUGAGGGCUGAGAAUGGGCCUUCACAGCCCAGCCAGAAGGGGAAAGCACAAAGCUCCACCCUCCUUCUUCACAUCCCUCCAUGCUGCUCAAAUCCCAGGUCUUCAGGCACCAUGGAGGACAAACGCAACAUCCAGAUCAUCGAGUGGGAACACCUGGACAAGAAGAAGUUCUACGUGUUUGGUGUGGCAAUGACAAUGAUGAUCCGUGUCAGCGUCUACCCAUUCACCCUCAUCCGCACCCGGUUGCAAGUUCAGAAGGGGAAGAGCCUCUACCAUGGGACCUUCGAUGCCUUCAUCAAGAUCCUGCGAGCAGAUGGUAUCACUGGCCUCUACCGAGGGUUCCUGGUCAAUACCUUCACCCUCAUCUCUGGCCAGUGUUAUGUCACCACUUAUGAGCUCACCCGGAAGUUUGUAGCUGACUACAGCCAGAGUAACACAGUCAAAUCACUGGUGGCUGGUGGCUCAGCCUCCCUUGUGGCCCAGAGCAUCACAGUGCCCAUUGAUGUAGUCUCCCAGCACCUGAUGAUGCAACGCAAGGGUGAGAAAAUGGGCCGCUUUCAGGUGCGGGGGAACCCAGAGGGACAAGGGGUACUUGUCUUUGGCCAAACCAAGGACAUCAUCAGGCAGAUCCUGCGGGCUGAUGGACUUCGCGGCUUCUAUCGAGGCUAUGUGGCUUCACUGCUUACCUAUAUCCCAAACAGUGCUGUCUGGUGGCCCUUCUAUCACUUCUAUGCAGAGCAGCUCUCCUACUUGUGUCCUAAGGAGUGCCCUCACAUUGUCUUUCAAGCCGUCUCGGGGCCCCUGGCUGCAGCCACUGCCUCCAUCCUCACCAAUCCCAUGGAUGUCAUACGAACCCGCGUGCAGGUUGAGGGCAAGAACUCCAUCAUCCUGACCUUCAGACAGCUGAUGGCAGAAGAAGGGCCUUGGGGCCUCAUGAAAGGCCUCUCGGCCAGAAUCAUCUCAGCCACACCUUCCACCAUUGUCAUUGUGGUGGGCUAUGAGAGCCUCAAGAAACUCAGCCUCCGACCUGAGCUGGUGGACUCAAGACACUGGUAACCAGUGGUGGGGAGAGAAGCCUGCUGUUUUCCACACUACCGUGGGUCAGGGGCAGAGUGGAGAGGACAGCACCCUCUCCAGAUGCCCCCACCACAUACCCAGCCCUGCCCUGGGCCAGGUGGCCUAUCUGGGAUAGGGAUAGAGACUUUGAACUGCUCUUGCUGAAGAGGCUCCACGCCUGGAUCCCUUGCCCUUACUAUUUAAAAUUCUCUUCUGAGCUGGGCUCCCUCACUCAGUCCCUGUAUUCGAUACCGGCCUAAAGACCCCACCCCCCACCCUGCCAGCCCUUCUUCUGGCUUCCCCCUCCAUCUGUGUCCCUGAGACCCUGAGAAGAGCUGUACAUAGAGCUUGCUUACUACCACUGGUUCUUCCUCUUGGGCUUUCAGCCCAGACUCCAAGCAGCUGCUAUCAACCCUCUCUCCCUUCAUCUCUUAGCCUUGCUUAUUUUUAUUUUGGGACCGAGCUGCCCACUAGAUGACUCUGCUUUUUCCUGCACUUGGGGCUAAGGUGCCAGGUACUUAUUUGCACAGGGAGCAGGAGCAGCAAAAAAUCUCUGGUUCUCCAGAGCACUCGUCCUCUCUUUGGAGGGGUUAUUAGGUUGGAGAGAAAUGUUGAUACUUUUGUUGUGUGUGUGUGUGUGUGUGUGUUUUAACAUCUGUGAACCAGGCUAUUAGUCCUGCUAAAGCGCCAAUCCUGCUGUCAGAGCUCACCCCCUUCCUAAGACAGGUAGAAAAAUGUAAUGUAGCUUUUUCCACAAUCCAGUUCCCUGUCCCUUCAGUCUCAGGAGCCCUAGGAGAGUCUAAGCUGGGGCAUCCCCUGGCCCAGAGGACUCCUGUGGUGGGCACAGUUCUAAGUGGAUCAGGCUGUCUUGGGUGCACUGGACUUGGAGCACUACCUUGAGAAGUCAGGUUGAGAAAGUAGUUGAUCUAGAAGGCAACAAGUGGGCAUGUGUUCCCCAGCACAUUACCCAGGCCAGCAGAGCCAAACCUAGGAGAGGGCAGUGGGGAGAUUCUCUGCCCCAGGCAGCCAUGACAUACACAUAAAUACCCCAAUCACUCAGACUUACGGCAACAAGUGUUGUCUCACUAUGGUGAUCUCUAAGAUCCACAUCACUGGAUGCGUAGUCAUCCCAGUCAUGGUACCCUGUGGAGGGAUGCUGGAAGAACAUAAAGAGCAGUUCAGAAAGCCACCCAAUACCAGGACCACUGCAUUUACCAACCUGACACUGCCAAGAUUAUCUGAUGCUCUCCUCAGGAGCUAGGAGAGGAGUGCUCCUUCUUCCCUGCCUCAUCCUCCCUACCGCUACUCUCCCCAAGCCUGUGUUGCAGGUAGAGAGGUGCAGCAAAUAGAGAAGGCAUGUCAAACCCUGCAUUUCUACCUGAGACGUGUGACCUGGAUGAUCCUCCAAACCCUAUUGGUCCCACCCCCUGGGAAAGGCCAUGGUGCCAAUUUGAAAGGUGCUAGCUACCUGAAGCCUUGAUAUUUCUUCAUGGCUGCCGCACAUUCUUCCACCUUGGCCAGAACAGGUUCUGAAAACCGCUUCUUUACCUUCACCACCACCACUGCCCAUCUUGAUCUCUUUGAGGGUUUUCCCCUUUCACUUGAUUUUAUUUUUGUUUAUCCCUUCCUGCACUUUGUCAAGAGAGUCCUCCAGUUUCUAUCCAGGAAUGUUCACAUCCAAAGGGUUGGACCCACCGAUCAUUCUGAAUCUUCCUGCCCCUCCUCACUGCUUUACCCUGAGAACCACAAAUAUAAUGGAAACAGUUUCCCCCACCCUCACUCCAUCUCUUUAAGCUUAUCCUAGCAAGACCUCGAGAGACCCUAGAGACUUCAGUCCUUCCUCGCCAUGGCACAGUGGGGAACGUGUCAAUGGGGAAAGUGUCACGGACAGGAGGUAGGAUCCUGCCGCUCGCGUCUUGGUGUUUCUCCCCCAAGACUUUCCUUCUGUUUUGUUGUCUUGUGCAGUAUUUUACAGCCCCUCUUGUGUUUUUCGUUUCUCGUACACACACGCAGUUUUAAGGAUGAUGUGUGUAUAAUUAAAGGGACCCUUGGCCCAUACUUAACUAAUUCUUUAGGGGCUGGGAUUGGGUUUGACUGAAAUACGUUUUGGUGGGGAUGGUUCGGUGGACUUCCAUUCUCCCUAAACUGGAGUUUUGGUCGGUAACCAAAACUAAAAGAAACCUCUGGGAGACUGGAAACGACUGGAGCAUUGAGGAACAACGUAAUGAAAAGGCAGACUCUGAACGUUUGAUGAAAUGGACUCUUGUGAAUAUUAACAGUGAAUAUUCACUGUUGCACUGUACUAAGUCUCUGAAAUGUAAUUAAAAGUUUUUAUUGAGUCCCCGA
Messenger RNA from Nomascus leucogenys (northern white-cheeked gibbon), 4453 nucleotides. RefSeq names its product solute carrier family 25 member 44 (gene SLC25A44). Gene Ontology annotation, biological process: branched-chain amino acid catabolic process; transmembrane transport. NCBI's taxonomy places the organism in Eukaryota, Metazoa, Chordata, Mammalia, Primates, Hylobatidae. The record is from RefSeq and is a predicted model, not a curated record. Gene Ontology annotation, cellular component: mitochondrion. Gene Ontology annotation, molecular function: branched-chain amino acid transmembrane transporter activity.